AUGGCAGAGACACCGGACGUCGAUCAUACUUUGAACGAUAAGACGAAGUAUAAUAUCUGGGAUGAAGAAGCCGACCUUGUCCUUUACUAUUCUGUCCUUGCUUGCAUUGAUUGUGCCGAUACCGGCUUAGAUCCGGUGUCCUUUCGUUUCAUCGAUCCAGUCCUCUCUCCGCUGAAUGCCACAAAGAAAUUUAGUAUCACAGCGGGGAUUGAGACAUACAACCAGACCAUCAACUUCGUUUUAGAAAACAAUGAUGAUCUUGUAUCACAAGACGUGCAGAUUCGGUAUCCCGGUAUCCAUGGACAAGCCAAUGAUGAAGGUACCCUGUCGAGCACUCAAGUUCGGUUUACAAGAGGAUCAGUCUGGACGCAGAACGCUUAUAGUGGGAGUCGGGAUAACGUUGGAUGGGCACGGCUUGCCGUGAUCCAGGACGGAGAUACCCUGCUCUUCGAUGGUGCAUUCACGAUGAUGGGUUCGCAAUACGCCAUCGAGCUUGAGACUCUCGACGAUGGAUCAACUGCGAUCAUAGCCCACGAACAUGAAUCGGCAUUUUCAUCUGGUAGCGGAUCGUCACUCCCUUUGCUCUGCUCAGCUUCACCCGCGACACACUUGCAUAAACGACAGAGCUGGAAUGACUGGGGCAACGAGGAUCUCACGUCAACGAUCGGCAGUACUUCUGGCUGUCCGGAUACGAGAGAGAUUGCCAACAUUGGAAUCAUGACGGAUUGCACUUACACUGCAGGCUUCAACUCCACCGAUUCUGCCCAUCGAUAUAUCUUGAACAUGGUCAACACGGCCUCCGUGGUAUUUGAAAACAGUUUCAAUAUCUCUCUUGCAGUACAGAAUUUGACAAUUAGUGACUCUGAAUGCCCGAGCAGUACCUCGGACACGACUGCAUGGAACGUCCUAUGCUCUCAGGGAGAUCUCAACACGCGCCUUCAGGACUUUUCAACAUGGAGGAGCUCCUUGAACGAUCAAAAUGCAUACUGGACCUUGUUGACUGGGUGCUCGGUUUCUGCUGGAGAGAUUGGUGUGUCGUGGAUUGGAGCACUAUGCAACACGGGCUCUGGGUCGAGCAAUGGUGGAGCCAGUGCCAAUGUCGUUGCCCGAACGCAGAAUGAGUGGCAGGUCUUUGCUCACGAGUCGGCCCAUACAUUCGGAGCAGUCCACGACUGCACUUCAAGUACUUGCGGAAGUGACUCGACACAAUGCUGCGCCCUCUCAUCGAAUACCUGUGAUGCCGGUGGACAGUACCUCAUGAACCCCGUAUCUGGAUCGGGCUUGGCUCUGGGCGAGUUGAUGGGCGCUGCUUGGUGGAAUCUCGUGCCGGCAAUACAACUGGUACGAAUGGGCAGUGCGGCAAUGGUAUUGUUGAAGCCGGCGAGGCAUGCGAUUGUGGAAAUGGUGCCUGCAGCGAACAAGAGUCUCGCUGCUGCGACUCUGUGA
Penicillium antarcticum is the source of this 1446-nucleotide messenger RNA. RefSeq lists its product as uncharacterized. Lineage: Eukaryota; Fungi; Ascomycota; Eurotiomycetes; Eurotiales; Aspergillaceae. The record is from RefSeq and is a predicted model, not a curated record. The transcript is spliced from 5 exons. Gene Ontology annotation, molecular function: metalloendopeptidase activity. The coding region runs from base 1 to 1446 and encodes 481 amino acids. Gene Ontology annotation, biological process: proteolysis.